UUACACUUGGCACAAUGCAGUCAGGCAAGUACCGUUCUCCUGGCAACCGCCAAACCCAGACACGUCCAUAGGAUUGCUAAACAGAGGAGCGUGAUUGGUCACUCCAGAGAACACAUCUCCCCUGCUCUAGAGUCCAGUGGCGGCGUGCUUUACACCAUGGCAUCUUGUUUGGAGGUCUUUAGCUAUUGACUCUAUUGACUCUAACAGUUGAGCGUGGAAUAUUUAGUAGCCAGGAAAUGUCACGGAUGGACUUAUUGCCCAGGUGGCCACCUAUCACGGGACCACGCUUGGAGUCACUGAGCUCCUGAGAGCGACCCAUUCUUUCACCAAUGUUUGUAGAAGCAGUCUGCAUGCCUAG
Molecule: messenger RNA, 358 nt
Organism: Staurois parvus
Lineage: Eukaryota; Metazoa; Chordata; Amphibia; Anura; Ranidae
Source: the annotation of a GenBank genome assembly